ACUUACCCGAAAUAUUUCGAGUGCUCCGAAGACUUUUCAACGCAAGAAGUCGUACGUCAAAUACGAUCUCCUACACAUCGUAUUAAUUCGUUUUCCUUUGUGGCAACGGGAGAGUCGAUCAUCAUCAAUUUUGCAUCUUGAGCUGCGGAAAAGUAAUCAAUUUGCAGUACAGAAUGAGCAGAUUCGGAUCACUGACGGAUCAGUCCCUGGGACUGAUGAACUGCCGAAGAUCAGGGCCGCCACGUCUGGCGUCUUCGCGAGUAUCCGACGAGGUUUCAUCGUCGGGACCGAUUACGGAAGUGCAGCCGAACCUGAGCGCGACCCGCGAUGCGGGUCGGGAAAAGUACCAGCUCGGAUCUUACGGGUACGGUAAAAAUCACGUAAAGCUCCUCUACGUGCACCGUGAUGGCUCGCAUCACGAAAUCCGCGAGUACGAGGUCGACACGCACCUCAGGCUUUCGACCCUGAAGGACUACCUCGAGGGUGAUAACGAGGACAUCAUAGCCACGGACAGCCAGAAAAACACCGUAUAUCUCCUGGCGAAAAAACACGGCGUUCAGACGCCCGAGGAAUUCGGAAUACUAGUCUGCGCCCACUUCCUCUACACCUAUCGUCACGUCGCCGAGGUCAACGUCAACGUCGAGGAGUAUCCGUGGCAGCGUCACCACGUCGACGGCGAGCCCCAUAACCACGCCUUCGUCUUCACCCCGACAGCCACGAGGUACUGCCAAGUGACCCAGCUCCGCAACGAAUCGCCGAGGAUUCGUGGAGGGCUAAAAAAUCUGCGCGUAUUAAAAACAACCCAGAGCUCGUUCACCGAUUUCAUUCAAGACGAGUACCGAACCUUACCUGAUAUGAAUGACCGCAUAUUCAGCACCGAGGUAACCGCAUCUUGGGAUUUCUCAACGGCAUCCGGUGUGGAUUUUGACAGGGUGUGGAGGACAGUCAAGAACUGCAUUCUCAGCAAUUUUGCCGGACCCCCGGAAUCCGGAAUCUAUUCGCCGAGUGUGCAGAACACCCUGUACCUUACGGAAAAAUGCAUCUUGGACCAAGUUGACCAGAUCUACAGCAUCGAAAUGAGGAUGCCGAACAAGCAUUACUUCACCCUCGACUUGAGCAAGUUCCCGAAGCUGGUCCAGGGCGAGAAUCAAGAGGUUUACUUGCCGGUAGACAAGCCUUCCGGCAUAAUUUAUGCGCAACUUGACAGGAAAGCGGUAGUCUCGAAAUUAUAAUUGUACGUUUAGAUCGAUUGAAAUUCGAAGCUCGUUAUCAAAAUUUUCCAAGAUGCGUUAUACUAGCCUGUAAAAUACAUAAGACUUUAAUAAUUCAAUUUAUAAUCUUCAUUUCCUUGCUGUAACAUCGGAAUGUAAGCAUCAGGUUUCAGAACAGCGUAAUUCGAUUUUUUGCAAGUCUCUCUAUAUUCACCAGUUUCAAACUCAAUUAUGUGAACAAGAAUAUUAUUCAUACUACAGUAUUUGUUAUUUUAACAUUCUUGCGUUGACUUUAUAAUAGUAAUUCUAAGAAUUGUAAGUAGCUAUAUAAAAUUUAAAAAAUGUAAAAAAAAAAAGAAAAAAAAAUUAACACUAAGCUUUUGAAGUAGGUUUAUAACAAUAAAAAAAUAUGAAAAAAGA
Messenger RNA from Neodiprion virginianus, 1631 nucleotides. Its product is annotated as uricase. The transcript is spliced from 4 exons. Gene Ontology annotation, molecular function: urate oxidase activity. Gene Ontology annotation, biological process: urate catabolic process; purine nucleobase catabolic process. The coding region runs from base 174 to 1232 and encodes 352 amino acids. The record is from RefSeq and is a predicted model, not a curated record. Lineage: Eukaryota; Metazoa; Arthropoda; Insecta; Hymenoptera; Diprionidae. Gene Ontology annotation, cellular component: peroxisome.